This is a messenger RNA of Aegilops tauschii subsp. strangulata, 1799 nucleotides long. Lineage: Eukaryota; Viridiplantae; Streptophyta; Magnoliopsida; Poales; Poaceae. The record is from RefSeq and is a predicted model, not a curated record.
AUGGACCUUUUUUCACGUCCCUACCAGUUUCUGGAUUUGGACGCAACAAGUGCUGCUGCGGCCGCUGUGGAGAUGGACGCCGGCGCUGCCUUCGCCCCGUCGGUGUGGGGCGACUUCUUCGUUACCUACGUCCCUCCUCCCACACAGAGAUCGGAGGAGUGGAUCAGGGAGAGAGCAGAGCAGCUGAAGAGGCUAGUGCACAGGAUGUUCUUCUUGGAGGACGGCGAGGCCGUCGUCGGCGUGGCCAAGGCGGUGGCACUGGUUGACACGCUCGAACGGCUCGGCCUCGACAGCCUCUUCCGCGACGACAUUGCAGUGGCCAUUAGCCAUGCCCACCUUGCCGGUGAGGAGUGGCCGGAGUAUGUAGGCUACGAUGAUCUCCACGUCGCCGCCACUCGGUUCCGCCUGCUCAGGCAGCACGGUAUCUGGGUGUCUACAGGUGUGUUGGACAAGUUCAGAGAUGGCACGGGCAGUUUCAGCGCAAGCCUGAGCAGCGACCCAAGAGCUCUGCUGAGCUUGUACCACGCUGCUCACAUGGCGGUACCGGGCGAAGCUACUCUAGACGACGCCAUCGCUUUUGCACGUCGCCACCUCGAGACCAUGAAUGGUGAGCUCCAGUCACCGGUGGCGGAGCAGGUCGCCCGCGCCCUCGACCACCCACUCCCACGGUUCACCAGGCUGCUGGAGACCAUGCGUUAGUAGCGUUACCUCCCCGAGUACGCGCAGGAGGAGACGCACGAUGGCACGCUGUUGGAGCUCGCUAGGCUCAAGUCUCACAUCAUGAGGUCCAUUCACCUCAGGGAGCUCAAGGCCCUGUCCUUGUGGUGGAGGGAUGUUUACAACGCCGUGAAUCUGAAGUACUGUCGGGACCGUAUGGUGGAGGUCUACCUCUGGAGCUGCGGAAUGAUCCCGGAAGAGGAGCACUCACGCGCACGCUUGCUAUUCGCCAAGACGUUUGGAAUCGUGUCAUUUCUGGAUGAUACUUUUGACGUCCACGCCACCAUUGAGGAGUGCCAUAGUCUUAAUGAAGCAUUUCAGAGAUGGGAUGAAAGUGCGGUUUCUGCUCUACCCGAAUACCUGUGCAUGCUAUACAUCAAAACCCUAAGCAACUUCAAGGAAUUUGAGGAUCUUUUGGAGCCACAAGAGAAAUACCGCAUGUCUUACGCUAAAAAGGCGUACCAACUACAGUCAGAAUACUAUAUGCAGGAGGCUCAAUGGACCAAUGACAAGUACGAGCCGAGCUUUGAGGAACACGUAGAGUUGUCUGGCAUGUCCACGGGCCUACCUAUGCUUAACCUCAUGGCCCUCAUGGGUUAUGAUGGCACCAUCGCAACCCAGGAGGUGUUCGAGUGGAUGAGCGUGCCCGUCCCCGACGCGGUCCGAGCCGGUGCACUGAUCGGCCGCUUCCUCAAUGAUAUAUCCUCAUACAAGUUGGGGAAGAACAAGAAGGACGUGGGUAGCACCGUGGAGUGCUACAAGCUGGAGAAGGGGUCGACCGGGGAGGAGGCCGUGGCGGCGAUCGCCGCCAUGAACGAGCACAUGUGGAGGGUUCUGAACCAGACGUACAUGGAGGUAGACCGCGCGCUGCUGCCUGCAGCACAGCUGGUGGUGAGCAUAGCCAGGACGUGUGAGGUCAUCUACCUACGCGGCAGGGACGGCUACACCUUUGGCAGCCAUGCCAAGGACCUUGUCAAGGCACUCUUCCUCGACCCUAUCCCCCUUUAGAUUGGAUCGACGCAGCGUAUACAUACACAUAAAUAAACGUGCUACUGGUCAAGUUAGGACAUACUGCAAUGAGC